Molecule: messenger RNA, 1030 nt
Organism: Panthera uncia (snow leopard)
Lineage: Eukaryota; Metazoa; Chordata; Mammalia; Carnivora; Felidae
Gene: GJB6
Product: gap junction protein beta 6
Exons: 2
Coding region: 113-898 (261 amino acids)
Biological process (GO): cell communication
Cellular component (GO): connexin complex
Source: RefSeq, a predicted model, not a curated record
UCUAAGCAAUCAGAUGGUGUAGAAGAAAGCCUGAACCCUUGAAGAGGGACCCUUGCCCUAAUUCUCCUCCAGGCCAAUACCCUGUGACUCCUUGGAAGAAUAAGCCAACACAAUGGACUGGGGUACCCUGCAUACUUUCAUCGGGGGUGUAAACAAACACUCCACCAGCAUCGGGAAGGUGUGGAUCACCGUCAUCUUCAUUUUUCGCGUCAUGAUCCUCGUGGUCGCCGCUCAAGAGGUGUGGGGUGACGAGCAGGAAGAUUUUGUCUGCAACACGCUGCAGCCAGGGUGCAAAAAUGUGUGCUAUGACCACUUUUUCCCUGUGUCCCACAUCCGGCUGUGGGCCCUGCAGCUCAUCUUCGUGUCCACCCCGGCCCUGCUGGUAGCGAUGCACGUGGCCUACUACAGGCACGAGGCCGCCCGCAAAUUCAGGCGAGGAGACAAGCGAAAUGAAUUCAAAGACCUCGAAGACAUUAAAAAGCAGAAGGUCCGGAUAGAGGGGUCCCUGUGGUGGACAUACACCAGCAGCAUCUUCUUCCGCAUCAUCUUCGAAGCAUCCUUUAUGUACGUCUUUUACUUCCUUUACAACGGGUACCACCUGCCCUGGGUGUUGAAAUGUGGGAUUGACCCCUGCCCCAACCUUGUUGACUGCUUUAUCUCUAGACCUACUGAGAAAACCGUGUUUACCAUUUUUAUGAUUUCCGCAUCUGUGAUUUGCAUGCUGCUUAACGUGGCCGAGCUGUGUUACCUGCUCCUGAAAGUGUGUUUUAGGAGAUCAAAAAGAGCACAGACACAGAGAAAUCACCCCAAUCAUGCCCUAAAAGAGAGUAAGCAAAACGAAAUGAACGAGCUGAUUUCAGAUAGUGGUCAGAAUGCGAUCACAGGCUUUCCAAGCUAAACGUUUCAAAGCACGGUGUAGCCGACUCAUAACAAAAGUGGUGUCUUCUCCUGAAGGCAAUGCCCACGUAAAAAUCCCCUCUAUAGACUGAAGACUUUGUCUUUAUAAAUGGCUUUCAUAAUCCAUAGACAC